Molecule: messenger RNA, 1424 nt
Organism: Phycomyces blakesleeanus NRRL 1555(-)
Lineage: Eukaryota; Fungi; Mucoromycota; Mucoromycetes; Mucorales; Phycomycetaceae
Exons: 1
Coding region: 1-990 (329 amino acids)
Source: RefSeq, a predicted model, not a curated record
AUGCUUUCUGAUGUCAGGGCACGAAUAGAAGCCCAUCGUGUUCAUUGUAUGGACGGUCGAUCCCAAUCUCAUUCUCCCCUGAGCGACACAUUUCAAUACAGCAUCUCACCAUCAAGCGCAAAUUCCAGCUCACCCCCAUCGGUCAUUGAUACUCCAAUGGUACGCACUCGAUCGGCAAAUCCCUGUUUACAACAAGAACAUAUUCCUUCUAGACCCUCAAAGAGUGAGACACCAUGUUCAACCUGGGUGAGGCCGAGGAGUGGGACUACAGGAAGUGUUCAUGCGAUACCUUUAUCUGCGCUCCAGUUUAAACAGCAACGGCCCCAUUUACAGCUAGCCACUCAGUGGGAAGAACCGCCUCCUAACGCGUAUUCGAUUUGGUCCAAUCCUCACCACCAGAACGACCACGACCACAACCACAUCAAUAAGAAUGACAAUAGGAAUAUCAAAAUUAUCAAUACAAAUACAAAUACAAAUACCAAUAUCAAUACCAAUAUUAAUACCAACGGCAACAGCAACGGCAAUAACACUAACACUAAAAAUAAUAAUCAUAAUAAUGCCAAUAAUAUCAACUCUUCACCCUUUGCGUCUCCGAAUUACCUAAAAGAUCUAUUCUGUGACAUACUUCCUCCCAAUUGCAGAGAGCAGGAUGUGGCUGACCUGAUACGAGAUAGACUCGAUGCUCAGGCAGUGCGUAUCCGACGCUUAGAGCGGUCCCUGGAAGAACCAGUGAGUCCUGAAGACCUGUUGGAUCGACACCCGGCAGUCAUGGCACGUUAUCGCCAACAGGUCUUACAGGACGAAUUUGAGGUCCAGAAGCAGAUCAUGCUGACACAACAGGAACGCACAUUUGAGGCUCUGAAACUCAAGUAUCGCCACGGUUUUGAUCGUAUGGUGGACCGUGUUCAAGAAGAAGCUGAUCGACGUGCAGAGGAGAAAUGGCAGGCACGGGUGGCUGAGCUGGAAGAGCGCUUGUCCAGGUCCAUGUAAUGAUCCUCUUUUUUUUCUUUUCUUUUUAUUUCCUUUUUUUCCAUUUUUCCCUACCCUCACCCUCCACCCCAAAAAAUAAAUAAAUAAAUUAAGAAUAUUAGGCAAAACACGCACCCAAUACACACGCAUUCUCUCCCCUUAUAUUACUUUCUUCUUAUCCUUUCUUUUGCAUUUGUACAUUUUCCAACCUUUAUUUGAGCUUAAUAAACCUCACACUACACACUAUAUUGUUAUAUUCUACUUUGUUCUACCUGAAAUUUUCUUAUGCCACCCACAUAACACUAUUUAUAUAUUCUAUACUCUAUUCUACUAUCCUACCCCCCAUCCCAAGCCCAAGCCCCUGUCCUGCCUUCUUCAUGUAUGUAUACAUUUAUACGUAUUAUAAAUAAUAUCUACUGAAGAAAGUAAAAUAGAAAUCUCAUCCAAAACUGGUC